This is a messenger RNA of Sparassis crispa, 939 nucleotides long. RefSeq names its product ADP,ATP carrier protein. Gene Ontology annotation, biological process: mitochondrial ADP transmembrane transport; mitochondrial ATP transmembrane transport. NCBI's taxonomy places the organism in Eukaryota, Fungi, Basidiomycota, Agaricomycetes, Polyporales, Sparassidaceae. Gene Ontology annotation, molecular function: ATP:ADP antiporter activity. The record is from RefSeq and is a predicted model, not a curated record. Gene Ontology annotation, cellular component: mitochondrial inner membrane. Bases 1 to 939 code for a protein of 312 amino acids. The transcript has 8 exons.
AUGGCCGAACAGAAGAAGGGCAAGACUCCUAAGGAGUUCUUCAUCGAUUUCAUGAUGGGUGGUGUGUCUGCUGCCGUCGCAAAGACCAGCGCUGCUCCCAUCGAACGAAUCAAACUUCUUGUUCAGAACCAAGAUGAGAUGAUCAAGCAAGGCCGUCUUUCUGAGCCCUACAAGGGCGUCAUCGACUGCUUCUCGCGGACUUACCGUGACGAGGGUUUGGUUUCUCUGUGGAGGGGUAACACCGCCAACGUCAUCCGAUACUUCCCUACGCAGGCUUUGAACUUCGCGUUCAAGGACUACUUCAAGUCAUUAUUCGGCUUCAAGAAGCAGGAGGGAUACUGGAAGUGGUUUGCUGGCAACGUCGCCUCCGGUGCUGCGGCUGGUGCUUCAUCACUGCUCUUCGUGUACUCUCUGGAUUAUGCUCGUACUCGUCUCGCGAACGAUGCGAAGUCAGCCAAGGGUGGAGGAGCUCGUCAGUUCAACGGUCUUGUUGAUGUCUACAAGAAAACGCUCGCUUCCGAUGGCAUCGCCGGCCUCUACCGUGGCUUCGUUCCCUCGGUUGUCGGCAUCGUCGUGUACCGUGGUCUCUACUUCGGUGUCUACGACUCACUCAAGCCUGUUGUCCUCAUUGGUGCGCUGGAAGGUUCUUUCCUUGCGUCCUUCAUGCUUGGUUGGGGUGUUACUGUUGGCGCCGGUCUUGCUUCUUACCCUCUGGAUACCAUUCGUCGUCGCAUGAUGAUGACUUCCGGUGCAAAGGUGCACUACAAGUCCAUGUUCGACGCUGGCGCGCAAAUCGUUGCCAAAGAGGGUACCAAGUCGCUUUUCAAGGGUGCUGGCGCCAAUAUCUUGCGUGGUGUUGCUGGUGCUGGUGUCUUGUCGCUAUACGACAAGUUCCAGGAGGUGAUCUUUGGCAAGGUCUACUCUGGUGGCUCCGGCUAA